UAUAAAGUUGACAUCUCCUAGCCCCUAGAGACACUUUAUCUUAGGGUCGGACUUUCACUCCGGAAGCUCAAGCACCAUGCCAGCCAAGCCUGCCAAGAAGGCAGCAGGGAAGAAGGCCGAGCCGGCCCCUGCUCCAGAGCCUGCACCUGCACCAGCUCCAGCUGAGGCUCCACCAGCUGAGGCUCCACCAGCCGAGGCCGCUCCCGCGGAAGCUGCUCCACCCGCUGAGGCCGCUCCCCCGGCAGAGGCAGCUCCACCGGCCGAAGGUGCUCCUCCUGCGGAGGCGGCUCCCGCCGAAGCUGCUCCUGCUCCAGCCCCUGCUGAGGAAUCAGCUGCUCCUCCAGAAGUGCCCACCAGCGCACCUCUGAACCUGACAGUAGAUGAUGUCAAUGAUACAUCAGUCACAAUCAAAUGGAGGCCUCCAGAGACCAUUGGCUCCUCUGGCUUGGAUGGAUACACGGUGGAAUAUUGCAAAGACCAAACAACCGACUGGGUGGUUGCAAACGCGGAGCUCACGCAAGCCAACCGCUACGCGAUCAAGAACCUAACCACUGGGGACCUCCUGCACAUCCGUGUGGUUGCAGUCAACCCAGGCGGCCGAAGCCCCCCUGCCACGCUCCCUGAGCCUGUCAAUGUGCGCGAGGUUGUAGAUCGUCCCAAGAUCCAUCUGCCCCGUGUCCUUAGAACGAGGUUCGUUAAGAAGGUCGGCGAAAAGGUCAACCUUGUCAUCCCCUUCUCUGGCAAACCCAAACCUGUGGUGACCUGGACCAAGGACGGCCAGCCUUUGGACGCAAAGAAGGUCAACAUCCGCAACAGUGACAAGGACAGCAUCCUGUUCAUUCGGCAAGCAGAGAGAGACCUCUCGGGCAAGUACGAAAUGUGCGUGAAGGUCGACGCCUUCGAAGACAGAGCAACGAUCAUUCUUCAGAUUGUCGAGCUUCCUGGUCCUCCUGCCAGUAUCAAGCUGGUGGACACCUGGGGCUUCAACGUUGCCCUGGAGUGGACUCCGCCCAAAGACAAUGGCAACACGGAAAUCACAGGAUACACUGUCCAGAAGGCUGACAAAAAGACUGGGGACUGGUUCACAGUACUGGAGCACUACCACAGGCUGAAUGCCACCAUCUCUGACCUGAUCAUGGGCAACACUUACACAUUCAGGGUCUUUUCUGAGAACAAGGUCGGUUUGAGUGAGGAGGCAGCUGUCACGAAGGCAACAGCACACAUUCAGAAGAUUGGUAUUGAAUACAAACCCCCAGAGUACAAGGAGCACGACUUUAGUGAGGCCCCGAAGUUCACUACGCCCCUGAGUGACCGGGCAGCCACUGUGGGCUACACCACCAAACUGCUGUGCGCCGUGAGAGGAACUCCUAAGCCCAAGAUUGAGUGGAUGAAGAACCAAAUGAUCAUCGCUGAGGACCCGAAGUUCAGGAUGAUCAACCACCAGGGGAUCUGCUCUCUGGAGAUCCGCAAACCCUCCAGCUUCGACGGCGGUGUCUACACCUGCAGGGCCAAGAACGCCCUUGGAGAGGCCAGUGUGGCCUGCAAGCUGGAGGUCAAACAGGUCAUCAAUCCAGAGGCAAAGUAACACAACCACAGCCACACAUAUAUAGCCCAGAGGGAUUGUGGAGGUGGUUGAAAGCUGAUGCUGAAAGGAAUCAUGUGUAUAUAAAUGGAGACAACAUUUCAAGAUUGGAUUUUCCCCUGUACUCACUGCAUUCAUCUAACCUAUAAAGUUUUAUUUUUGUCUCUCUGGUUUAGCAAGACCACUGUAGAUAAAAUGGCUAACUAUGCCAAGUCAAGUUGUAACAACUGCUGAUGUGCCUGACCUAUUCCCGUACUGUUUCUUGACUUUGUCCUAUAUUGCAACUCUGAACAGGUCUGUACCCAAUAAAUUAAUUGAACCAACAGGAAAUUGUCCUGUAAUGACUGUAUGAAAGAAGUAUUCUUGAAUGUGUAUUGCAAUAAAUAUUACUGUUUUAAUCCAA
Messenger RNA from Megalops cyprinoides (Indo-Pacific tarpon), 1985 nucleotides. Its product is annotated as myosin-binding protein H-like. Gene Ontology annotation, molecular function: protein binding. The transcript has 11 exons. NCBI's taxonomy places the organism in Eukaryota, Metazoa, Chordata, Actinopteri, Elopiformes, Megalopidae. Bases 77 to 1585 code for a protein of 502 amino acids. The record is from RefSeq and is a predicted model, not a curated record.